Messenger RNA from Aspergillus saccharolyticus JOP 1030-1, 1476 nucleotides. RefSeq names its product agmatinase. Gene Ontology annotation, molecular function: metal ion binding; agmatinase activity. The coding region runs from base 50 to 1321 and encodes 423 amino acids. The transcript has 3 exons. Lineage: Eukaryota; Fungi; Ascomycota; Eurotiomycetes; Eurotiales; Aspergillaceae. The record is from RefSeq and is a predicted model, not a curated record.
CCCUUCCCCCCCUCCCACUAAAACCCGAGAUAGACAGACUUGCUACAUAAUGAGAUCCCUUACGUGGGCUGCCUGUCUGGCUUUCGCUGGCACCGCCCUUUCCCAUGCUCACCAUGACCAUGACGAAGUGGUGCCUGAGCGAUUGCGCGAGGAGUUGCUGAAGAAAUGGGACCAGGAGUUCACCUUCUCUGGGAUCGCCAGUUUCGCCCACAUGAAGCCGGUUAAGUGUCUCGUCGAACCCGACGAGCGAUACGACAUUGCCGUGAUCGGUGCUCCCUUCGACACAGCUGUCAGCUACAGACCAGGCGCCCGGUUUGGUCCCCGCUCCAUCCGUGCGGCCAGCGCCCGCCAGAUGGCCGGAACCAGCUACAACACCCGCGCGGGGAUCAACCCCUACCAGUCGUGGGCAACUGUCAAGGACUGUGGUGAUAUUCCCAUCACCCCGUUCGACAACGGGCUGGCUGAGCGGCAAAUGUACGAAGCCUUCCUGGAGCUGGGCUCCCGGCCGGCCGUGACCCGCGCCUCCUCCAGUUACGGCACAAAAGGCAUUUCGGCCGGAAAGUCCAAGCUCGUCACUUUGGGAGGCGAUCACAGCGUUGCGCUCCCUGCCCUGCGCGCCCUGUACCAAAUCUACCAGAAGCCCAUCACGGUGCUUCACUUUGAUGCGCACCUAGAUACCUGGAAUCCCGUGCGGUACUCGGCCUACUGGCUGUCGGAGCAGUCGCACUUCAACCACGGCAGCUUCUUCCACAAGGCCAGCCGUGAGGGACUAAUCUGCAACGCAACUUCGGCACAUGCGGGGCUGCGCACACGGCUGACGGGUGUGGACGACAGUGAUUACACUAACCCCGGUCCCGAGCAGGGAUUCAUGCGUAUUCACGCAGAUGAUAUCGAUGAGCUGGGCCCCAUGGGCAUCGUGGAUCGGAUCAUCGAACGCAUCGGCCUGGACCCCGAACAGCCAGUCUACUUGUCGGUUGACAUCGAUGUUCUAGACCCGGCGACUGCCCCGGGCACCGGCACUCCCGAACCUGGUGGCUGGACGACCCGCGAGUUCAUCCGCAUCCUGCGCGGCAUUGAGAAACUGAACAUCGUUGGUGCCGAUAUUGUCGAGGUCUCUCCCAGUUAUGACAACAAGGGCGAGACCACAGCUCUGGCCGCGGCUCAGGUUGCUUUCGAAAUCAUCACUAGCAUGGUCAAAGCUGGGGCAGGGGAGGAUCUGGGUGGCUGGUAUGGGCGCAAAGCAACACCAGAGGCUGAGAUCAAGGUCGAAAUCGAGGCCGAGGACGUUGUGGUUGAGAAGGAAGUCAAGGACGAACUGUGAAAUGCGAUUCCAUGCGAUGAUGACGAUAUAUGUAUUAUGAGUUAGAGAAGUGGUUGCCUCGUCCAAUGCAGGUAAAUUCCGUACAUUCCAGCGAUAAAAGGCCGUUGUCCAUGGUUGGGCCCAUACCCUACCAGUUCUCCUCUACAUGCAACGCG